AGUAGCUCAGUGGAUCCCCACGCCUUUGCUGAAAUCGUACACAAGCGUCGCAUCCACACGUAGUUCCGCAAUAUCUCCAUAAAACUCUAAAUGUGCCCGUAAAAACUGAAAAUGUGUAGUCCAUCGAACGAUCUGUCUUUAGUGCAUUGAAAAGUGGUAAAAAUAUAAUUUUAUUCUGUCAAAAACCCCUCCGGUUGAUCGGCAGACAACCUAACCUGCAAUUGUUUACUACAGAGCACGACUCGUCGAAAUGGCGGUUGGGACAACCAAAGUCGUCCAAGUGACGAACAUCGCACCCCAGGCUACCAAAGACCAGAUGCAAACGCUGUUUGGGUACCUGGGAAAGAUCGAGGAUAUUCGGCUGUAUCCGACCAUCAGGGAUGUUGCUGUGCCAGUUCAGUCGCGAAUUUGCUACAUUAAAUUUCACGAUCAUGGGUCUGUUGCUGUUGCCCAGCACAUGACUAAUACUGUGUUCAUUGAUAGGGCUUUGAUUGUCAUUCCUUAUCAGAAUGGAGAUAUUCCUGAUGAGCAGAGAGCAUUGGAGCUCACUAAUAAUGGCACUGUCGUUCCAGGUUUAUACCCCUCCGAACCGAAACUACCUCCAAACGUGGUAAACUCGAUCGAGGGUAUUCCCCCAAACCACGUCAUAACAACAAUGGAUCCAAAGCUGGAAUCCAACGGUCUGCCUCCGUAUCCAAACCUACCAGGUCAUCUCGAUAGUCGUAGAAUCGAGGAGAUCCGGCGUACUUUGGUGGUGGCGAACCUGGACUCCUCCGUUUCGGUGGACCAACUGCUGGAGUUUUUCGUCUCCAACGGCGUGGAGAUAAAGUACCUUCGUCUGUGCACAAGGGACUCCGACACAGACCACUACGCCCUGAUGGAACUCAACGAGCAGUCGCAGGUGGUGAAUGCCUUGUUGUUGAAUGGAAAAAUCCUAGCAGAUAAGUCGAUCAAACUGUUCCAUUCGACACAGGCAAUAGCGAAGCCCGAGGCGAAGAGCAAUGAAGCAGCUCAGAAGGAGAUCGAGGAAGCGAUGUCGAGGGUGAAAGAGGCCCACAAUCUGAUAUCAGCAACAAUCGACCCAAUGAUCGGUAUGCUAGCCAAGGACAAGAGAAGCCGGAGUGGCUCUCGUGGGAGGAAAACAAGGUCGAGAUCGCGUGGACGAAGCCGAAGGUCGAGGUCACGAAAGAGAUCGAGAUCUAGACAUAGGAGAUCACGCUCGCGACAUCGUCACCGCUCCAGGUCGCACUCCAAGCGAUCUAGAUCGAAGGAGCAUCGACGCAAAUCACUCUCCAGACGCAGGAGCACCUCUAGAGGUAGGCACAGGUCUAGAUCCAGGUCGAGGAGCUCGAGAUCCCGUAGAACUAGGUCGAGAUCCAGGGAUCGGAAGAAGAAGUCACCGAGGAGAAAAUCAAGGUCGAGGUCCAGGAGCAAGAGAUCGAAAUCCAAAUCCAGGAAGAGGUCCAGAUCGAGAUCUAAGACGAGGUCUUCCAAGUCUAAGUACUCGGAGAAGUCGCGGGACAGAGACAGAGAUAAGGAGAGGAGCAAGGACAAAUCCGAGAGCAAUGGGAGGAAGAGCCAUGAGAAGGACAGGGAUAGGGAGAGGGAGAGAGAUAGGGAUAGGGAUAGGGAUAGGGACAGGGAGAGGAGCGAAAGAAAGAGAGAGAGGCGUGAUAAGGAAAAGGACAGAAGGUCUGAGGAAAACCCUGGCACCUCACGUGCUGGAUCUGACUACAGCGAUGGGAAAGAUAAAAAUGACGAUAAUUGAGACACAAUAUUUCGCGAAAAAAAAUGUAGAAACUCCUCAGUUCUCUCUUCAUAUUUAUUCAAAAAUACAGGAUGAAAAAAUGAUGUGAAACUCUCACGCAGUGCAAUUCGCAAUAAUUUGAUUAAAUAGUAGAAUUGAUCCCUCUUUUCCUGGAUGGUUUCGUCGAUUUACUCCUGGUUCUUUCGACGAGGAAGCAGCAAUGGCUUCCUCUCAGUUUCCAUUAAAUUAUUGGAGUGCCUGCAAUUGUAAAAUAAAUUUCUCAAACCAUUUAUCCCUGGUUGAAACUGGAGACUCACCCCGGAUCCAUUACAUUGUUGUAAUAAACGUCGUCAUAGUGAGGUAUCUUCACAGGAACGUAACCCACACGGAGGAGGUCCUUCUGUGCCCUUUUAGCUGUUGAUCGACGUUUCAGCAGUACCUUGUGAAUGGAAUAUCAAAUUAAGAGACUUUUGUGUGUACAAGAAUAUGUGCAGUUGAAAAAACAUUUGUGGUGGAAUAAUUUACCACUCCGUCGUCUUUAUCAGGAAAAUUUUUAGACAUUCUGCCUAGUUCCAUCGAUCCAUCUUUAUUAUUUCUAUCUCUCAUGUAAUCCAACUCAUUUGCUCCUAUAAAACAGUCAAUGAUAUUGUGAAUACUGCGUUGUAUUUCAAUUAUUAUAUAUUUCCCCACCACUUACGAACAACGUAUUCAUCGUACUGAUCCAGAAUGUUUAUCCCUAGAAAAUUUGCAAGAGUGUUGGGACACCUGAGGUCCAUAACUAUCAGAAUUGCUGCGAUUAUCAGGCACAAUAAACCUAGAAAACGCUUAUGGCAUCAA
Diachasmimorpha longicaudata is the source of this 2584-nucleotide messenger RNA. RefSeq names its product probable splicing factor, arginine/serine-rich 7 (gene Srp54). The coding region runs from base 251 to 1768 and encodes 505 amino acids. The record is from RefSeq and is a predicted model, not a curated record. Gene Ontology annotation, molecular function: RNA binding. The transcript is spliced from 2 exons. Lineage: Eukaryota; Metazoa; Arthropoda; Insecta; Hymenoptera; Braconidae. Gene Ontology annotation, cellular component: nucleoplasm.